AUGACGGCGAAAGAACGAGUUAUCAAGAAGAAAGAUGUUAAUUUGAAAUUCUUGGCAGCUACUUUACCAGCCUUAUUCAGGGGCAGUACUGAAGUCUUUGGUCAAUUAGUAAGAUGGUUGGAAAUCCGAGAUAGUUCUGCUGUUUGGGAAAGACUCAGUUCGCGCUUUUUUACUGAUGAAUCCAAUGGCGUUCUCUACGCGGAAGAUGUAGUUUUUCAUGUUGCAGUAGUAGCAAAAGACGGAAAAUCUUUAUAUCAAUUUUAUUCGUUUAAGAAAUUGCUUGGCAAUGCCAUUGUUAGCAACCGGAAUGUCAAAAGAGUUCUUUUUUAUAAAAUGCUACUGGUGAAAGUAUUUGAUUUGAAAGAAGCAGUGCCGUUGAAAUUGUCUGCAUGCCUUAAUGUCGGUUGUUCUUAUGAACAAGAAGAUGAUGGUCCCUGGUGUACGUUGUACACUGAGACGAUUUUGAACCUUUUGAAUGCUUGGAGUGAUGGUGUACAUUUGGUGCAUGCUUCAGAUGAGCAGCGUUAUUAUGUGGAUAAUGCCCUACUGCAGCUGGUUAAAGAUGCGAAGUUGGUUUAUAAUUUCAAUGAGACCGAUUUCCCUGCUGUUUUCCUGUUCAGUGUGUAG
This is a messenger RNA of Enterobius vermicularis (human pinworm), 627 nucleotides long. NCBI's taxonomy places the organism in Eukaryota, Metazoa, Nematoda, Chromadorea, Rhabditida, Oxyuridae. The record is from the annotation of a GenBank genome assembly.